Molecule: messenger RNA, 778 nt
Organism: Pseudo-nitzschia multistriata
Lineage: Eukaryota; Bacillariophyta; Bacillariophyceae; Bacillariales; Bacillariaceae
Source: the annotation of a GenBank genome assembly
GAUCCCAUUCAGUAAGUUUUUCAAUGCCUGCUUCAUUUCAUUUCCAUUUCGUGUUUUCUAAACUAUUUCWUUUUUUUCAUUUUUUCAACGUUCUCACUGCAGAGGGCAGCUGCAAGGACCAUUCAUGAGAAUCAUGAAAGCGAUGCGAGCCUCUGAGUAUACAACUUCUGACAAAUUUCCACUUGUGCGGUUUCAAAGAGAUCUGAUCGAUACGAUUGGAGAGGAACCGCACCAUAUUCAAACUGUAUUUUCGUUCUUUGGACCCGAUUAUAUAUCACCAGGUAAGACAUUGCACUCGACAUCUUCUAUGUUGAUUUCCACGUUUAACUCAAUAUUAUGUUCAAAUAUCUACCGAUUUCUUUGUAAAUAGGGAGAGCUAGAGACGCAAAUAUGUUUGCACCAGAAGCUCAUGUCUUAAACGGUCCAACAUCUGUUACGACUUCGAACGGUAUGUUGAGCCUCUUUAAAUAUGGUUCAACAAAAUGCGGUGAGUCAUUUUUUGGUACAGCAUAUCCGACGAGAACUGGAAGGAUCAAUGUUUGCGUCAUCGGCAACGAUGAGUACAGCUUUGGUAGCAACAAGUACAAUCCAAAGGUAUACGGACUAGACACUGUAGAUGAUGUGGUCAAUGACCUUGCCACAUUAUUGACCAGCGGACGUCUUUCUCCAGAAAACAGAGAGAUCGUUAAGGGCGCAUACCUAGAAACGUUAGCAAAUGGUCAGUCCGAAGAAGGACCUUCUCGCGAAAAGGAGGCAUUAAUCAAUGCUCAACAAUUGA